This is a messenger RNA of Camelina sativa (false flax), 1966 nucleotides long. RefSeq names its product 4-substituted benzoates-glutamate ligase GH3.12-like. Lineage: Eukaryota; Viridiplantae; Streptophyta; Magnoliopsida; Brassicales; Brassicaceae. Gene Ontology annotation, molecular function: acid-amino acid ligase activity. Gene Ontology annotation, cellular component: cytoplasm. The record is from RefSeq and is a predicted model, not a curated record.
UCCAUUAUUUCACUUCAACGCUUAUUUAUCUCUCUCAGUUCUCAACCAAAAUUUAGUGUCUUUGGUUUUGUUAGCUUUCGUCUACCUCUUCUAGAGUCCAUAGAGUCGAAAAAUAAAGGCGAUCACAGAGAUCAAACCAAAAUAUGAGUCCAAAUUUUGAUUGCAUGGAUCUAGAGGCAUUAACAUCGAACGCGAAGCAAAUACAAGACGAUGUAUUGAAGCAGAUACUCACACUUAAUGCCAACACUGAAUAUCUCCAACGUUACCUCCAUGGAAGUUCUGAUAAAGAGCUUUUCAAAAAGAACGUGCCAGUAAUUACCUACGAAGAUGUUAGGCCUUAUAUCGAACGUGUUGCCAACGGAGAACCUUCAAAUAUCAUUUCAGGCAACUCCAUCACUGGAUUUUUUCUAAGUUCCGGAACAUCAGGAGGGAAACAUAAGACAUUCCCUAUGAACAGCAUCUUCUUUGAGAACCUAUUGCUAUACAAAGCGCUUUCGUCCCCCUUUGUAUCGAAGUAUAUGGAUGGGGCCAAGAAAGAAAAGGAGAUGAUGUUUGGUUUCACUAGACCAUUAUCCAAAACUCCUUCUGGUCUGCCAGUUUCUGGAGGGGUUUCGAGUUUUUUACAGAGCGAUUAUUUCAAGAACCAACCAUCAGAGCUGUAUUCAAGCCCCAUUGAUGUUACAUUAUGCCCAGACAACAGACAGAGUAUGUAUUGUCAUCUUCUCUGUGGACUCGUCCAGAGAAACGAAAUAACAAGUAUGAGUGCUUACUUUGUUUCUAUCUUGGUUCGUGCGAUUAAUUUUCUUGAAACUCACUGGAGAGAGCUGUGUAGUAAUAUACGAUAUGGUCAUGUUAGCGAGUGGAUUACAGACCAAAAAUGCAGGAACUCUGUGACUAUCAUCCUUGGAGGGCCUAAUCCUGAAUUAGCAAAUUUUAUUGAGUACGAAUGCAACCAAAAAUCAUGGGAAGGUAUAAUCCGCCGGCUUUGGCCCAAAGUCAAAUAUAUCGAUUGCGUUGUUACAGGAUCGAUGACUCAGUGCGAUUGUCUACCCAAUAUUUCUUAUUUUGAGUUCAAACAGAUUGACGAGGAAAACAAGGAUGACAUUGUUGAUCUAGUGAACGUUAAGCUUGGUUGCUACUAUGAGCUACUAGUCACAAAUUAUUUUGGUUUACACAGGUAUAACAUUGGAGAUAUUUUACAAGUGACUGGGUUCUAUAAUAGCACACCUCAAUUUCGAUUCAUACGUAGAAAAGAAACGGUUCUAAGCAUUCAGACUGAGAUAACAACUGAGGAACAUAUUUUAAAGGCGUUGUAUCAUGCGACGCUCGUUCUUGAAUCUUCAAAUUUGAUGUUGAUGGGUAACACAUGCUGUGAAGAUAUUUCUACGAAUCCAGGUCACUAUGUUUUUUACUGGGAACUCAACAACAAAAACAUCGAUGGUGUUGAACUUGAUAACAAAGUAUUGGUGAAAUGUUGUUGUGUGAUGGAGGAAUCAUUAAGUCCUCUUUAUAAAACAUUUAGGAGUAAAGAUGGAUCAAUCGGAGCUCUAGAGAUAAGAGUGGUGCAACAAGGAACGUUCGAUUCCCUCAUGGACUUUUUCGUUUCAAAAGGUUCGUCGAUAUCACAAUACAAGACUCCUUUAUGCAUAAAAUCUUCUGAGGCUUUAACUGUUUUUGAAGACAAGGUUCUUGGUCGUUUCUUUAGCGAUAAAUGCCCUCCUCUUUGAUCAUAUCAUAUAUGAUCUGUUUGGAAGAUGAUGAUGCUAUCUUAUGUGCGCGUCUAAAAAGUGUGGUUGAUGUAUUUAUUAUCUUACUGUAUAAACAAAAGUGUGGUUGAUGAUGCAUUUGUCUUAAUUAUAGAUGUGGUUCUGUGUGUACUAUGUAUGUGUGUAUAUGAUUUAGUGAAGAAACUAUCUUCAACUAUAUAAAUUCAUUUUAUGAUUAAAUAAAGUGAAUUUAAGUUUUU